Messenger RNA from Sphaeroforma arctica JP610, 1491 nucleotides. RefSeq lists its product as hypothetical. Gene Ontology annotation, cellular component: vacuolar membrane. The transcript has a single exon. Gene Ontology annotation, biological process: amino acid transmembrane transport. The record is from RefSeq and is a predicted model, not a curated record. Lineage: Eukaryota; Ichthyosporea; Ichthyophonida. Gene Ontology annotation, molecular function: amino acid transmembrane transporter activity. Bases 1 to 1491 code for a protein of 496 amino acids.
AUGGUGGGAGUACAGGAUAUAGCAAUGGGGGACACUAACACAGUUGUCGCCAACCAUAAAAAGGGAGAGAGUAGUGUUGUUAGUGUUGGGAAUAUUUAUACUGCAAGCGAAGAUGCCUCCAGUGAUAUUGCUAAGGGAGAGGGGCAAGCUUCAUUUGUCAAAACCGUCAUUAAUAUCGUGACGGUAACAAUUGGCGUCGGAAUGAUGUCCAUGCCUCUUGCUUUCGCCCAGAGCGGAUGGCUCUUUGCAAUUACGUGUGUAUUCCUGGCAGGUACCACGUCCAUGUAUACCGGUCACUUACUUGGUGUCUGUCUAGAAGAAGCUAAUGAAGAACCGGGAUGUUUUGUGAAAUCGUACACUGAGUUGGGAUUUGCAGCUCUGAAGACUCCGGGGGAGUGGCUCGCAGGGUUUGGCAUAUACGGGACAUGUCUUGGCACUUCUGUUGUCUUCAUCAUUUUGGCCGAGAACAUGUUCGGUAUCAUCUUCGGACCUGAUGCAUUGGACAAGAAGUUAUGGGCACUUGUCUUUGUCGGUUUGCUAUUCCCGUUCACCAGUAUCAAGACACUAAACCACGUAGCCGUCAUUUCAUUCGCUGGUGCUUUGGCGUCGGUGAUGGUUUUUCUUGUUGUUGUAAUCGAAGACAUCACAGAGGCCACCAUUGGAGGAACCAUUGGGUUGAAAACUGAUACAAUACUCUUUGAAACUGAAAACCCCAUGCAACUAGCAACAGCUGCAACAACUAUCGUAUUCUCUUUUGCAGCGCACAUUGUGUUCCCUGAAAGUUACCUACAGAUGAGUGUACGAUCGACAUUUAGCAAGGCCGUGGUUUACGCAUUCAGCUUUGCUUUGUUCAUCUACUUGACCAUUAGCUGUGUCUCGUAUGGUGUGUAUGGGGCUGACAUUUUAAACGGCGACAACAUACUCGAUGUGCUGCCUAACAAUUGGGCAACGAAGAUGAUGGCCGCUUUCUUAUUGGUUCACCUUGUGACCGCAUUCCUGGUGAUUCUGAACCCGGUAUAUCGCGCAAUCGAACUCGCGUGGGGCAUAGAUGAUAAGCCUUACUCACUGGUGUGGAUGAUGACACUGCGAAUCUUAAUCAUCGGAUGCUCGUACUUCGUAGCAGUGGCGAUUCCUUUCUUCUCUUCAGUCAUGUCGUUGUUGGGAGCCACAACUAUCACUGUGUCAACAUUCACGUGUCCCUGUCUAUUCUACCUCAAACUCUUCUGGCCCAAAAAGAGAAACGCAGACCCAGCUCUGAGCGUACCUCAGAUGACACUGGAAGAGUACUCGAACGAUGCACAGAAGUACAAUCCCGCGUCCCAAUCAUCGGCAUCAAUGCAACCAAGUGUACAACGAAGGACCGCUACGCCAACAGAAAUUGUUAUUUGCCUAUCAAUAAUUGCGGUCACAACUUUCAUUGGUGCCUUGUCUACCUAUCAAUCUAUCAAAAAUAUCGUCGACAACGCUGCUAACGAGAAAUUUUUCGGUUAG